GUACCGCGUCAGCUUUCGCAGAAGUCACGUGACUUGGUCUGUUUAACACGAGUCCAUUACACUGAAUCACGGCUAUCAUUCAGUUUAGAUGCGGUCAGAAGCGACAAAUGAGUAUGAGGAACCUUUCCUUCAUUUGUUGGGUUCUAUUACUCGUGGACGUUUCUCCAUCUGGUCAUGUCAAAACCAAUGAUGAAUACAACAUGGCAAGGAUUGAGCAGUAUUCUGGCAAAAAUGUGUUUGUUGCUGUGGCGGAUGGAGUGAAGACGGUGAUAGUAAUGGAGGGAGAUUCUCUCACUUUAAACACUAACGUUACUGAAAUAAAGAGAGAUGUCACCGUACUGUGGAUGUUUGGAGAUGAUAACUCUAUCAUAGCUAACAUGAAUGAAGCAGCUGGAAUUUUCUCUGACAAUGAUAAUGAGAGAUUCAGAGAUAGACUGGAGCUGGACAAACAGACUGGAUCUCUCACCAUCAGAAACAUCAGAACUGAACACACUGGACUUUAUCAACUAAAGAUCAAGAGCACAACUGAGACAUCGAAGAAAUUCAGUGUCACUGUCCGUGAUGAUGUGCAGUCAGUGUCACUGCUGGAGGGAGAUUCAGUCACUCUACAGACUGGUGUUACUAAAAUACAGAGAGAUGAUCGGAUACUGUGGAAGUUUGGAGAUCAAGGCACCCUCAUUGCUGACUUAAAUGGCACUACUGAUGCUAAAUGGAAAAACAUGAUCAAACUGAAUGAUCAUACUGGAGACCUCACCAUCAGAAAUAUCCAAACUGAACACUCUGGAGACUAUGAUUUGGAGAUCAACAACAGCAGCAUGAUCUUACACAGGAAAAUCCAUAUUGCAGUUAGUGAGCUCCCCCCGAGUUCACAUUGGCAGACAACUGGUCCAGUGUUGGCAGUCAUUGUUGGGAUCUUAAUCGUGAUUGUAAUCGUAAUCAGUAUUGGGUUCAAGAACGGUUGGUUUAAAGUAUGUUGGCCAUGCAAGAAGAGUGGUGAAACAUACUGAGUGUGACACGAUGCAGCGGUUGAACAGCGAUGACCAACAGCAGUCGGUACACAUUAAUAGAGUUUGAAAAUCAGCCAUUUUGCACUGUAAAAAGGAUUUAAGACUUUAAUUUUAUCUGAAAAAAGAAAAAUAGGGAAAGGUGCUUUAAUUUAUUAUAAAGUUGAUGCUUGUCAUUCAGAUUCAUUCAUUAUCUGCAAACAGAUAAGGUUCUUUUUUUUUAUUAUUAUUAUUUGUUUGACAAAUUUUUGUAUAGAAAUUUAAAUGUCAUUAUUUUGUACUUUUUUGGUAGUUUGACAAUUAUUAUUUUACAGAGCCCCUAAAUGGACAUGAAGGAAGAAAAAAAAAAUAGAUGAGAGGAAAAACAAAGUCAAUGCAUUUGUGCUCUUUCACAAAUGUUUUGCUUUCUUACAAAAAAACGUAUUUGUGUUCCCCGAGAAUUUUUAUAUUUGCUCACAAAAUGUUUGUGCAAUGUUUCUCGGGGGAAUGCAAAAGUUUAGUGAGGGAACGCAACAUAUUUUGUUUUUUGUCCCAUGCCAUUGUUUUUCCACUACUAUCCCUUUAGGAGCUCCAUACAAAAUUACAUUGAAAAUAUGAGAUUUAAAAUUCUUUUAAAACAUGGAAAUCAAAAGCAUUUGAAAAGUGUUGAAAUUAUCAUGUUAACUAAUUUGUAGACAAAGUCAGCAAGACAAAGCAUCAGUAGCAUCAAAGGAGGAGCAUGAACAAGAUCAUUCUCAAAUCAUGUAUAAUCAAAAAUAGUGUACUGUCAGUGCAUCUACUGUGCUAUGAUUAAUGUAUGAUGUAAUUUACUGUAUGCUCAGUAAGGCAUACAUAUGUAUUCAUACUACAUCCAGCAUGUUGACAUUGUCAUGCUGUGGUGCCUGCAGAUAUGGCUGUAUACUAUGAGUGCUCCAACUGACUUGAGAAACAUUUUCCCUGAGAGUAUUUCAACAAAUAUGUCGUGUGUCCAGUAUUUCUGACAUCUGUUCAGAAUUGGGGUAUGUUUACAUGACAACUCAGAAAAGUUAUCCUGCAUUAUGCAUGCCAGGCCAGUAGUUGGUGAUGCCGCUUUGUAAAGAAACACUACACGUUUGAUUUGUUUGGACUGCUUUCUCACUGAUUAGUUCUCUAGAAUAUAAAAUGUAUGCUGCAGAAUUAAGGUUCAUCUUCAUUGGAAUUACUGGAAUAACCAAGCUUGUUCAUUAGAACAUGGUGUCCGCAUACUUGCUGCUGUAUAUAUUCCAAAUAUAUUAUAUUAUAUCUU
Molecule: messenger RNA, 2268 nt
Organism: Onychostoma macrolepis
Lineage: Eukaryota; Metazoa; Chordata; Actinopteri; Cypriniformes; Cyprinidae
Exons: 7
Coding region: 108-1007 (299 amino acids)
Source: RefSeq, a predicted model, not a curated record